Eruca vesicaria subsp. sativa (arugula) is the source of this 1356-nucleotide messenger RNA. NCBI's taxonomy places the organism in Eukaryota, Viridiplantae, Streptophyta, Magnoliopsida, Brassicales, Brassicaceae. The record is from the annotation of a GenBank genome assembly.
AUGUCUACUCCCAUCACAUUUACAACCCUCUGUCUCAUGAUCCUCUCGGUGUUACUACUUUCCUCGUCCCUAGGCAGCGUCACGGCGAAGAUCGUUGAGCAAAACCUGAUGGAACGGAAUAUAUUCGAGCGGUGGCUUGUGGAGAAUCACAAGAACUAUAAUGGUCUAGGAGAGAAGGAUGAGAGGUUCCAGAUCUUCAUGGACAACGUGAGGUUCGUGCAAGAGCACAACUCGGUCACUAACCAGAGUUACAAACUAGGGUUGACCCGGUUCGCUGAUCUGACCAACGAAGAGUUUCGAGCGAUGUACUUGAGGAAGAAAAUGGAGAGGACUAGGGUUUCGGUGAAGGCAGAGAGGUAUCUACACAAGGUUGGAGAUAAGUUGCCUGAUGAAGUUGACUGGAGAGCGAAAGGUGCCGUUGUUCCGGUCAAAGAUCAAGGAAACUGUGGAAGUUGUUGGGCGUUUUCGGCGAUUGGAGCGGUUGAAGGGAUUAACCAGAUCAAGACAGGGGAGUUAGUAUCUCUGUCGGAACAAGAACUUGUUGAUUGUGACACAAGUUACAAUGGUGGAUGUGGUGGUGGUCUCAUGGACUAUGCUUUUCAGUUCAUUACUGAUAACGGUGGUAUCGACACAGAGGAAGAUUAUCCUUACACCGCCACUGAUGAUAACAUAUGCAAUUCCGACAAGAAGAACACUCGUGUUGUUACCAUCGAUGGUUUUGAGGAUGUUCCUGAAAACGAUGAGAAGUCUUUGAAGAAGGCUCUCGCUAAUCAACCAAUCAGUGUUGCAAUUGAAGCUGGUGGCCGAGAGUUCCAACUUUACAAAUCAGGUGUGUUUACAGGAACAUGUGGAACAGCUUUGGACCAUGGAGUAGUAGCUGUUGGAUACGGAACCUCAGAAGGUCAAGACUAUUGGAUUAUCCGUAACUCAUGGGGAUCGAACUGGGGAGAGGGCGGAUACGUUAAGCUCGAACGUAACAUUAAAGAUUCGUCAGGGAAAUGUGGUGUGGCGAUGAUGGCUUCUUACCCAACCAAAUCAUCUAGCUCAAACCCACCAAAACCACCACCACUUUCACCUGUUGUUUGUGACAAGUCUUACACUUGUCCAGCCAAGUCCACUUGUUGUUGUCUCUAUGAGUACAAAGGCAAAUGCUAUAGCUGGGGAUGUUGUCCGCAUGAGUCAGCUACUUGCUGUGAGGAUGGCUCUAGCUGCUGUCCUCAGGCGUACCCUGUCUGCGAUUUGAAGGAUGGUACUUGUAGAAUGAAGGCAAACAGUCCGUUAAGUGUAAAAGCUUUAACCCGAGGCCCAGCGACUGCGACCACUAAGGCUACUAAUGUGCUUGUGAGCAGCGCUUGA